AAGAAGAAACCUGACCUAAAGGCUGUCUGUCUAUUCCCUCCACAGAUGCUGCCUGACUCAUUGAGUUCCUCCAGCAUUUUGUGUUUAGCAAAAGGUUACGCAUCUGCAAUGUCUUAUAUCUCCAUUUCAUUUUUUUUUUAUUUUGAGUGUUGUCGAUCAAAGCUCAAUGAAAAUAAAUCCAUCGCAAAUCCAAAAAUAAAAACUGUAAAUUAAUUUGGAAACGGCAGUCAAAUAAACUUCAUGUAGAAUAAGCAAAGCAAAGUUCUGACUAGUACUAACAUGUGCAGUCUUAUUCUUAAUGUAAUCAACAUUUCCAACUACAUGUGACAUAUGUGGGAGUUUUUCCAACUCAUUACGUUGUGGUAAAAGAAUGCACUGGAAAGAGGAAGAGAGAAGGGGAUAGAGCAAAAAGCUGUUUUCAGUUGGAAAGGCGUUUAGGAAGAAGCAAUAUGUCUCUGAACUAUGCUGAUAGUGUCCUGUUUUUGAAGGAUUAACUUAAGAAGAAACUAUUGUUUGAAACCAGUGACCACACGAUACAGAAAAGAACAAACUGCUUUCUUAACCAAAUGUCUGAAAUAGUUUCUGGUGCAUGCUAGCUGAGAGUUUCUAAUUUUAUACAUCGCUGCAGCUAAACUGAACACACGGCUACAAUCUGGUGUGAUAAUGCUCUGGCUGCUUCUACUUGCCUGCUUUACAUCCCAUGCUGCCAAUCAACUCCCAACAAACCAGAAGUCAUCCAUUACAUUUGAUCCUUCCCAGCUAAUUUGUAGUGCACCAGGACCUCCAGGGGCACCGGGGCCUCCAGGUUAUCCUGGAUCUGCAGGUCCUAUUGGAAGAAUGGGAUUGCCUGGAAAAGAUGGUGUGGAUGGGAAAGAUGGUCAGAAGGGAUACAAAGGAGAAGAAGGUGACAGAGGAAAUCAAGGACGAAGCGGAAAAUCUGGCACGAAGGGGAUACGGGGAGCUAUUGGCAAACUAGGCCCCCGAGGACCAAGGGGUCUUAAAGGCACUCAAGGUAGUGCGGGAAUACAUGGACCAAAAGGUACAGAUGGAAACAAUGGAGCACCUGGUUUGCCUGGAAUCUGCAAAUGUGGCAUUAACACAGCAAGAUCUGCCUUCUCCGUAGCCAUCACUUACAGCUUUCCCAAGGAACGCAUGCCUAUCAAAUUUGAUAAAGUUCUUUUAAACGAAGGAGGACACUACAAUGUUUCCAGUGGCAAAUUUAUAUGUGGUAUACCUGGCAUUUAUUAUUUUUCCUAUGAUAUCACCUUGGCAAAAAAGCAUCUUGCUAUUGGGCUGGUGCACAAUGGCCAAUAUCGUAUAAAGACGUUUGAUGCUAACACCGGCAACCAUGAUGUGGCUUCUGGUUCAACUAUCAUGUACCUAAAACGGAAGGAUGAAGUUUGGCUGCAGAUAUUCUAUUCUGAACAGAAUGGCUUAUUCUACGAUGCUCACUGGGCAGAUAGUUUAUUCACCGGGUUUAUGAUUUAUGUUGAUCAGGACUAUCUUAAUGAAAUUGAAGAAGAACAAAUCUUCUAGAAAGCAUGCACUUUGUACCAUGAACAUUAGAUGUUGAAAGAUACUACAAUAGACUUAGUUCAACACCUUUCUAAAUAUCCUGUUCUGGAUUUUACUCUAAGUGAUAUGUUCAUAGUCUAAUAAAGUAACAUCUCUAUUAAAAUGGAGACAGAAUAAUGUCACAAGAAACCAGUAAUUGUAAGUAACAUGCUCUCUGGUGGGUGCAUUGACAAUGUUACAUUUACUGCCCACACUGGUUAGCCCAGAAAGUGACGAUGGGUUGUUAAGAUAUUUUUCAAAGCAAACUGGUUUGCUAGGCUGCUUGAGAGGGUGCAGAAUCUGCCACUGGAUAUGGCCUGAACCAUUUGUAGAUCUGGCUAGGUCUUUGAAUUUCACCUGAAAAAAAAUAGUGGAGCUAUUUAGAAUUUUACCACAUUUUGGCAGCUUUCAAGCUAAUUCAUUCUAAAAUAACGGUCAUUCUUAAAUAAUCUUCUUCCAGCAACAAUCGCAGUUCAGUAGAGUUUGUGCACUCUCUGCUUUACUUAUUUUAGCUAUGUUGGGCUGCAUUGAAUAGAUUGCAUGACAAACACAACACCUGACUUUAAAAUAAUUGAUUUGAGGAGCACGGGAGGUGGGAUGGAGGAACAGGUGGUUAGUACUUGGGUCUAAAAUCAGGAACACAGUGAGGUCAUAAGGCCCAUUCAGCCCAUUGCAUCUACUACACCAUUCAAUCAUGGCUGAUCUAUUGCUCCCUCCUAACCCCAUUCUCCAGCCUUCUCCCCAUAACCUCUGACACCUAUACUAAUCAAGAGGUACCUGCUCAUGUGUUUGUGCUGCGCUCCAUUUCAAUUCCUUGGAUUUUGGAGAUAUGAGGUUCAUCAGAAGUCCUCAGAAAAAUUCAAUAUUUGGGGUUCUGUGAUGUAUUUUGGUGCAUUGUGUUUAUUGGAUUUUAGAGAGGAAUCACCAGAGAUUCCAUGUGACAAAUAGAAGCAGAGCUAAACAAGGCCAACAAAUAAACCGUAAACGUAUCUUGUCUGGGCUUUAUUCUUCACAUCUCCAACAGCAACUACCUUCAUUCUCAUUUGCCUGCCACUAUUCCCUAACCGCUGACCUAAUAUUCUUAUCUGCCAGCUAAUUGGCAUUUCCAAAGGUAAUCCAAUCAUCAUAGACAUGAGAGUGAAUUUAGAAGAUUAAAUCCCCCCAGACUUCAUGUAACACAAAGAGUCAAGAGUGUUUUAUUGUCAUGUGUCCUGAAACGGAACGAUUACAUUCUUACUUGCAGCUGCACAACAGAUAUGGAAACAUAUUAAUCUGUAAACCUUAUAGUAAACAACAAAAAUUCAGUAUACUGUAUAUUUUAAAAAUCUAACAGACAAAUAAAUAGACCACAGGAGUGCAAAGUCAAAAAUAAUGUCUCCAAGUCUAUACAGUUUUUAGCCUAUUGGGAGGUUGUAGUGUUUAAUAGGCUGAUGGUUAUAGGGAAGAAGCUGUUUCUGAACUUGGAUGUUACAGUUUUCAGGCUCUCCUAUACCUUCUUCCUAUGGCAAGAGUGAAAUGAGUGUGUGGCCAAGGUUCUAGGGGGUCUCUGAUGAUGCUGGAUGCUUUUUUGAGGCAACAACUCCUGUAGAUUCCUUCAAUGGUGGGGACGUAAGUACCCAUGAUGGACUGGGCAGUGUUCACUACUUUUUGCAAUCUUCUUCAUUCUUGGGCAUUCAAGUUGCUGAACCAGGGUGUGAAACAACCAGUCAAUAUGCUCUUCACUGUGCAGCUGUAGAAGUUCAAGAGAGUAUUUGUUGGCAUACCCAUUACCAGGGCGUAAUCUGGCAAUACAUCCAAACAACUAUACCUUGUAUUUGGGGCUGCAAACCUAAAGAUCAUACGUGAACUGCUAAAUUCAAGAUUCAAGUUUCUAUUUUGAAAAAUACACAACAAACAUUCCCUUAAGCUCAAUAUAACUUGAAUGGGAUAUAUAAACAUGGCACAAUACUCACAAACUGAAUAUCAGCCACAAACAGAAUCAGGUUUAGUUUAGUUUAGAGAUACUACGCCGAACAAGCCCUUUGGCCCAUCAAGUUCGUACCGACCAGCUAUCCCCCACCACCACUAUCCUACACUAGGGACAACUUUUACAUUUAUACCAAGCCAAUUAACCUACAAAUCUGUAUGUCUUUGGAGCGUGCGAGGAAACUUAAGUACUCUGAGAAAACCCACGCAGGUCAUGGGGAGAACGUAAAACUCCGUAGAGAAGCAUCCGUAGCCGGGAUCGAACCCGGGUCUCUGAUGUUGUAAGGCAGAAACUCUACUGCGGCGCCACCGUGCCGCCCACAGUGUGUGAGACUAAUACACCUUUGGUAGAUUUAUUAAUUUAAACUUUUUUUUUUAAAAAUCCCCAAAUGGACUGCAUAAUGCUUUGUAUCAACCAAAUUUUGAACUAUUUUCUACUUGUAUAGAAAUCUUGACUAUUAGCUGUUAUUCUAGCUUUACUACAUUGUAUUAAAAUAGAUUAUAAUAUGUAGGUAUGAUGCUAUUUACUUGAUGUGAUGCUGCUUUCAUUUGUGUAUGUUCUAAAAUCAGGAUUUUUUUGUAUUGGAGAUCUGUAAUUUGGAAUCGUUAGAUUACAAAUUAUAUCCAUCAAGUUGGGCAAGUUGGCAUCGUUGUCUGAGGGCAUAAACAUUUUGAAACUUGAAAUAAAAACAUAUAAUU
This is a messenger RNA of Leucoraja erinaceus (little skate), 4218 nucleotides long. RefSeq names its product complement C1q tumor necrosis factor-related protein 2-like. The record is from RefSeq and is a predicted model, not a curated record. The transcript has 3 exons. NCBI's taxonomy places the organism in Eukaryota, Metazoa, Chordata, Chondrichthyes, Rajiformes, Rajidae. Gene Ontology annotation, molecular function: protein binding. The coding region runs from base 664 to 1536 and encodes 290 amino acids.